Messenger RNA from Durusdinium trenchii, 1683 nucleotides. NCBI's taxonomy places the organism in Eukaryota, Dinophyceae, Suessiales, Symbiodiniaceae. The record is from the annotation of a GenBank genome assembly.
AUGCCAGAGCCUUCUGACCACCGUGGCACCAAAAAAACUGGAUGGAAGGCCAAGUUAGUCUUCUUCGCUGUCCUUUGGGAUGCCAAAGAUUGGGCCACCACAGAUGCCAUAGUCAGCAAAUUCCAAGCUGAUUUGGCAAAGCAUCCAUUGCAGCCAAACCAGGCAUGGGGAAGGUCAGCCCAGCAAUUGGUAGACCACUAUGCUGCAGGCCAUUGGGAUGCUGUGCCAAGCCUCUUGGAGACCAUGAAGGCCAACCUCCACUUUGCCAGGGAAUACACCAGAACCCAGAACAUCAUGAACCGCCAUGGGUCUGAUGCCAGAAGACCAGAUUGGUUUGACAUUCGAACAGAGAAAGCCACUUUGAACCAAUGUGUGGAGUCAUUAGCCACUGCAUCAAACAACCAUGCAUUGACAUUGGCCCAUGGUGGCCAGAAGGUGCACAACUUCCCAGCCUACUUGACAAGCCAAGACUGGACCUUGCUCCAUGCAGAUGUGACUGUCAUGGAUCUUUUGUCUGCGUUAGCCCAAAGGCUGGCCCACAUGAGUGUUGUGAGCCUCAAGGAGCACACCAAGCACCAAGCAGUGGCCCUGAUCUUGAAAAUCAGAAAUGACCAGGGGAAGCCAGCUAUGACCCCACAUGCUUUGCACCAGCUGCAGAAAGAUUUCCAAGCUCUUCACAAAGCAGCUACCCAAGGGGUUGCACCAGGUAAUGGAACAUACCCUCCCAGGCCAAAUGACUUGGGAGAGAAUUGGUUGCAGGCAGCCUGUGGGAAUGAUAGACCAGAAUGUCGCCAAAUCUCAUUGGCACCAUGGAUGAAGAAGGCUCCUGUCAGGAACACCAACCUGUUGCUCCAAGCCACCCAAUGCAGAACCAAUGGAAAUGUGCCACAAGACACUGUGGCCCAGCUUGCUCAAGCUUUGUUACAAGCCCAGAGCCACAGGCAGCCACAGGUUACCUUUGCAACACAGGCAGCCACCAGCCAGCAGGAAGUCUUGAACAACAGGCCUGCAGCCACACCCAUGCCCCAGGCACUGCCUCUGACAAAUGGGCCAACUGAGCAAGCUUUGCCUUUGGCCACUGAGCCAGCGGUGCCUCAGCAAAAGGGCCAACCAUCUAGCAACACCAAUGGCCAGACAUUGGAAGAGUUGGAAGCACAGGCUUACCAAGCCAUUGCCUCCAAGAAGAAGACCAAGGGGAUGAAGAGACCUACCAAGAGGGCCAAGCUGGCAGAGCUUCUGCAAUUCUCUUCCAAUUUGCCCAAGCAUUCACAAAGUGCUUUGGCAGCUAUUCUCGACAAGGCCAAGAAGUCUGGAAUACCAGAUCUACACAGCGGGCGCCCUUUGGCCAUGUACAAAGUGAUCACCCCCGCCGCGGCGGCAGCUGCUGUGGAAGGGUUGCAGGAUGUCCUGCAGAGUAGGAAGUGGAAGAAGGUGUGGGGCGAGGUCGAAGGGAAGAUUGGGUUGGUUGACUGGGACUUCAAGGCCUGUGGUGGUGGCAGAGGAAAUUGGUUGUGUGAGGUGGAAAGCGAGCGUUGGGGAGACAAUGGGGGCAAGGCGAUGCAGAGCAUUGCGGAAUUGGACGUAAAGUGUGUAGGAGUUGCGAUCGGUGAAGUGGUUCUGAUUGGGAAUGGGUUCAAGGACCAAAGGAUGUUGGAGAAUGGCUUCCAGCAACCCUUUGAGUAA